Messenger RNA from Siniperca chuatsi (mandarin fish), 4178 nucleotides. Its product is annotated as E3 ubiquitin-protein ligase TRIM21-like. NCBI's taxonomy places the organism in Eukaryota, Metazoa, Chordata, Actinopteri, Centrarchiformes, Sinipercidae. Gene Ontology annotation, molecular function: protein binding; zinc ion binding. The transcript is spliced from 2 exons. The coding region runs from base 153 to 1796 and encodes 547 amino acids. The record is from RefSeq and is a predicted model, not a curated record.
UUUCCUCAAAUGAAAGUGAAAGUUGGUCUGAGUGACAGCACAGCUGCAGUCGAGACAAGUCUCUCUGUUUCUCUCUAAAGAAACAUUCAGCUGAAUCCAUCAGGUUUUUCUCAACAAAACAGCAGAAGCUCUGCCAAACACUGAGUGUAGAUAUGUCUGCUGCCAGCUGUCUGCUGACUGAAGAUCAGUUUCUGUGCUCCAUCUGUCUGGAUGUGUUUACUGAUCCAGUCGCCAUACCAUGUGGACACAACUUCUGUAAAACCUGCAUCACUGAACACUGGAAUAUUAAUGUCCCGUGUCAGUGUCCCAACUGUAAAGAGGUUUUCAACACACGACCUGAGCUGCGGGUCAAUACCUUCAUCUCUGAGAUGGCUGCUCAGUUCAGACAGUCAGCUCAACAGAAAGCCAGCAGCAGCAGCUCAGAGCAACACGUUGCCAAACCAGGAGAAGUUCCCUGUGACGUCUGCACUGGAACCAAACUGAAGGCCCUGAAGUCCUGCCUGGUGUGUCUGGCCUCCUACUGUGAGACUCACCUGGAGCCUCAUCUGACAGCUUCACGUCUGAAAAGACAUCAGCUGAUCGACCCCGUGGAGAACCUGGAAGGCAGGAUGUGUACGAAGCACGAUAAACUGCUGGAGCUGUUCUGUAAGACCGACCAGACGUGUGUCUGCAUGCUCUGCACUGUUUCAGACCACAAGACACAUGAUGUUGUUCCUCUGAAAGAAGAAUAUGAAGAAAAGAAGGCCGAGCUGGAGAAGACAGAGGCUGAAACUCAGCAGCUGAUCCACAAGAGACGACUGAAGAUUCAGGAGAUCAAACGCUCAGUGGAGCUCAGUAAGGAAGAUGCAGACAGAGAGAUAGCAGGUGGUGUUCAGGUCUUCACCGCUCUAAAGGAGUCUGUUGAGAGAAGCCAGGCCGAGCUCAUCGACACGAUCAGAGAGAAGCAGAUAAAGACAGAGAAACAGGCUAAAGGCUUCAUCCAAGAGCUGGAACAGGAAAUCUCUGAGCUGAAGAAGAGAAGCUCUGAGCUGGAGCAGCUCUCACGCUCUGAAGACCACCUCCAACUCCUCCAAAGCCUCCCGUCCCUGAACGGUGCUCCACCCACCAUGGAUUGGACAGAAGUCAGUGUCUGUCCACCUUCAUAUGAGGGGACUGUGGUGAGAGCUGUGGCUCAGCUGGAGGUGACGCUUAGUAAACAGAUGCGGAAGCUGUUUGAGGCCGAGCUGAAGAGGGUCCAGCAGUACGCAGUGGCUGUGACACUCAAUCCUGAUACAGCACAUCCUGAACUCAUCCUGUCUGAUGAUGGAAAACAAGUUAAACACGGUGAUGUAAAGAAGAAUCUCCCAGACAACCCAGAGAGAUUUGAUACUUGUGUUAAUGUCUUAGCAAAGCAGAGUUUCUCUUCAGGAAGAUUUUAUUACGAGGUUCAGGUUAAAGGGAAGCCUAAGUGGACUUUAGGAGUAGCCAGACAGUCGAUAAACAGGAAGGGACAAAUUACACUGAAUCCUCAGAAUGGUUACUGGAUGAUAUGUUUGAGGAAUGACAAUGAGUAUAAUGCUUGUACUGACCCUUCAGUCCGUCUCUCUCUGAAGUCUCAGCCUGAGACGGUGGGGGUGUUUGUGGAUUAUGAGGAGGGUCUGGUCUCCUUUUAUGACAUUGAUGCUACAGCUCUUAUCUGCUCCCUUACUGGCUGCUGCUUCACUGAGAAACUCUACCCAUACUUUGGUCCUUGUAUUAAGGCUGGUGGUAAAAACUCUGCCCCUCUGAUCAUCUCUGCUGUGAAUCACACUGAGUAGAACAAACAUUUGAUUUUCUACAGAAAGAUUCACUAUCAUUUACUGUGAUAAAUGUAUAUGUAUUGAUGAUGUACGGUGUAUACACUGGUUGUUUUUUUCAGAUUCUGAUCAAUGCAGGUUUUUCUGUAAAUGUUUUUCUUUGAUGUGCCACAUUGCUACUUAUUACCACAACACACCAAUUUUACUACACUGAUUGAUAUUAUCUAAUGUAGUCUACUUUAUUCUCAUAACUGCAUUACCUGCCUUCAACACUAUUCAGAAAUAAAAUGUCUUUGCACGCUUUUUAAAUGUCUAGCUGACAAAUUCAAAAGCUUUAAUUUUGUGAUCAUUGUAUAUAUAACUGUUGCAUACUGGCACAAAUGACAAGAUCAUCAUAUGAUUGCACUAUUUGAGCAUUUUACGGUUAUUUUAGACAAAAUGUGUAUAUCAAGAUAUAUAUCUUAUAUUGCGGCACAGCCUAAAAAUAUCGAGAUAUUAUUUGUAAGCCAUAUUGUCCAGCCCUCCCCACACCCAGGGGAUAAAUGAUUCACCAAAACCAAAUUUCUUCAGUGUAGAAAAUAAAAAUUUAACAAAUGCCUUUUCUGCAUCCAAUGAGACUAUGGCUGUUGGUAAAUUUGUGUGAGAUGUGUAAUGGAUUAAGUUAAAUAGUCUGUGUAGGUUAUUAGAUGAGUGUCUUCCUUUAAUAAAGCCAGUUUGGUCUGAGUGGAUGAUAGAUGGAGAAACUGUUUCGAUUCGUGAUGCUAAGGCUUAGUUAUGUAUUUUUGUGUCUGUGUUGAUGAGAGAUAAGGGCGAUAGCUUGAUGGGGAGGUGGGGUCUUCAUCGUGUUUCAGUAAAAGAGAGAUCGCAGCAGUGUUCAUGUCUAUGGGAAGUUUGGAUUUUUGUUUUAUUUCAGCUAAUCUGUGGAAAACAGGAGCUGGAGUAUUUUAAAAGUGUUUGCAGAACUCAGCAGCCAUCAGGUCCUGGUGAUUUAUUGUUAGGCAUGAGUUUGAAUGCAUUGUGGAAAUCUGUUAUUGUAUACGGUUCCUCAAGUGCAUUUGCUUAGUCUUCAGUAAGUUGUGGUAUAUCAGUUUUGCUUAGGAAUGUGUCAGUGUCUUCUUGGCUUGGUUUAUGUAUUGAUGAGUAUAGGCUGGUAUAAAUAUCUUGGAAGGACGCCCCUUCCUUUCCUCAGGUGUUUGCUGAGUGCAUAAUCAUUGGAAUUGUUCUUUUUUUCUUUGUUUCGCUUGAUUUGAUGUUUUCCAGAUUUAUUCAAGUAUUCAAAAUGUUCGUGUCUGAGUCUGUGUAGGAGGCAAGGGCGAAACUUUGGGUUGAACAUUGGGGGGGGUUGAGAUCUCCACUCAUGUAGGGGGUCCAGGGACAUGCCCCCCCAGGAGAAUUUGUUUUUGCAAAUAGGCUUUUAAAUGUCUGUUUCACAUUCAUUUUAAGGGGAAGAGACAUACCAAAACAACAUGCACUACAUAUCCCAACUUUCACUUUGUAUAAAAGCACCAAAUUUGUAACGCUUCACUUUGUUGUUCCAGUAUUAGUAAAAUGGAUAUUUAUCACUUCCUCAACAUGUCUUCAGCCAUGUGAUAGUUCUGCCACAAUUUAACUGUACUUAAUCCCUAUUAUUCUGUGGUAACUAUUGCAGCAUUGUUGGCUAUCAAGACCCUGGCAGCUGUCACACCCACCGCUUAUUUGCAUGAUUUCGUAUCCAUAUAAAAAACAGUCUUGAAGCUCUAAAGAUUUUUGUUUAAGUAACUUUCUUGACUGUUUGGAUUUGUGUAUUCAUAACUGUGUCCUUGCCUGCCGUCACCCUGUCUCUGACUGUGAGGAAACCACAUGGUCCAGAAAAAAAAGUUAGACAACUCUUACAUGUGUGAGUGAGGAAAAAAAUACAGGUUUCUGAUGUGAUGUGAAAUGGUUAAGAAAUCAAGAUCAACUGACUGAGCUCAACUGACUGAUGGUGGGAUUGUUCUGGGGUCUGUAAAAGGAGUUUUAUAGCCUAUUCAGUUUUAUUUAUAUAGCGCCAAAUCAUAAAAGAAGUUAAACUUUAAACCUACUGACCCAAUAUACAGUAUGUUUUUGCAUAUCUACCACUCAACUGUUUCGCUGUCAUUUUGUAGUAGAGUUGAAGGAUUCCCAUGAUUUUAAAUUGAUUACUUCCUGAAUUUUUCCCAGGAAAAUUGAAAUUUGAUUUCAACUACAGAACUGUGGAAAAUAAGUGAUAUAAUGAUGUUUAUUCUAAUUGUCUGAUGUUUUUCUCUCAUACUGAUUAGUGGCAGUAGAACAGCAAUUCCUUUUUAAACGUACUAUCUUUGAGGUGGAAAAAACACACCAUCUGAUUUUCUGCUGAAAAUAAAAACUUCCAUGCAGCUCUGACAGAGCUCAGGACUCCUGAGGACG